Messenger RNA from Mangifera indica (mango), 2093 nucleotides. RefSeq names its product protein REVEILLE 1-like. Bases 401 to 1741 code for a protein of 446 amino acids. The transcript is spliced from 6 exons. Lineage: Eukaryota; Viridiplantae; Streptophyta; Magnoliopsida; Sapindales; Anacardiaceae. Gene Ontology annotation, molecular function: DNA binding. The record is from RefSeq and is a predicted model, not a curated record.
CUAUUAAUUUAACUCUCUCCCUCUCGCUUUUCUGUCCUUCAACUCCACUUCUUAAAUAGACUUCUCUGUUACUGUUUCCCUCUGUUUUGUUUUCUUCUGCCAGGUUACUGACGACUCGAAGUUACUGUUAUAGAAACGUGUGCUUUUCUUUUUUUAUAACUCCAUUCAAGCCCUGUACGGAAGAAACAUAGGGAAUGACUUUUGAAUUUUGUGAUGCAUUCUUUAUGUUUUUGUUGACUCUACAAGAGAAGAGAAACUAAAGAGAAGGAGAUCUUGAUGGUUUUUGAAGCCAUGGCUGUUCAAAUUUUGGCCUUUGCAUUAAAAGGAUGAAUGUGGAGAUACUCAUUCAAACUUGGUUCUUCCGGUUGUUAAUGGAUUUGCAUCGAGUUCUGGUCUUUAAAUGAAUGGUCAAUUUUCUUGUGGGCUUUAUUUUGCUCCCAAGGCAAGGAAGCCAUACACAAUUACCAAGCAAAGAGAAAGGUGGACCGAAGAAGAGCAUAAGAAAUUUCUUGAAGCUCUGAAGCUGUAUGGUCGGGCUUGGCGGAAGAUAGAAGAACACAUUGGCUCAAAGACUGCAGUUCAGAUUCGAAGCCAUGCUCAGAAAUUCUUCUCUAAGGUUGUUCGUGAGUCAAGUGGCAGCAACACAAGCCCACUGGAACCCAUUGAAAUUCCUCCUCCUCGACCGAAAAGAAAACCCAUGCAUCCUUAUCCUCGUAAAGUGGCCAACAAACUUGCUAAAGAAAGCUCCGAUUCCGAGAUGCCUAGAAGGUCUUUAUCUCCAAAUAUAUCUGUUUUAGAACAGGAAAACCAAUCUCCUACAUCAGUAAUAUCUGCAGUUGGUUCAGACACCUUUGGUUUCUCCAAAUCAAAUACACCUAAUGACAGCUCAUCACCAGUUUCAUUUACUGACCCUUCCCCCAUUGGUCCAUUAACACUUUCCCACCCAAAUUCUUCACCUGAAGAAAAUGGAAAGCAACCUGUCCUAAUUGGUGGUUCAUUUCCAGAUAAGCAGUCACCUAAGGAUGCUACAAAACUUGAGUUGUUUCCCCAAGGAUCUGCAAAAGAAGCACCUACCCGGAGCGUUAAGCUGUUCGGUAGAAUUGUAUUGGUCACCGAAUCCCACAGACUGAAUUCUCCCACUUUGAGGACUCCUAAACCAUUGCCUUCAGGCAUCAAUGAAGGAAGACCUUUGCAAUUAUUGCCGUUGUCAUCUGGGAAUACUAAUUGUGGUUGGAGUCAUUUUUCAGAUACAGCACCUGAGGGUCUCUGUUACAUGCAAUUCCCAGAUAGAAAUUUAAAUCAGGUGGAAGGUUCAGCUGCUUCUUCCCUGAAAUUGUGGACUUCAUAUCGGAAUCUACCCUUUCCAUACUAUAAGCAGGAGACAGUGAAGAUACAUUUAGAUUCUAAUCUCCAAGAUAUCCAGGAUAAAGAAUUUCAGAAGGAAGGAUCUUGGACUGGCUCAAACUCAAAAUCAGUAAAUGAGGAAGACAAUUUUGAUAAACAUUCAGAGGGCGAAACUCAGAGUUGCCAAAUCUCUUUUGAUAAGGAGGAAAAGGAGCUAGAUGUAAUUUUUGAGCUUAAACCGAGUGAGAAAUCAGCCUUCAACUCAAUAAAAGCAAUCCCUGAGAAGAGUAUGAAAGGGUUUUUGCCCUAUAAGAAAGGUGUGGUAGAAAGAGAUGCUCCAUCGUCAGCAAUAACAGGAGAGAAGGUCGAGCAAAGAAUUUGCCUUCAUCUCCAGUGAUGGCUUUCUUUAGAAGCAGAUGGGUGUUUCAUAACCGGUUGAAGAACUGAGUCAGGAGGCAGGUGCAGUUGAUGACUGGUAGCGGGUUUAGCCACAUAACGAAAAACCAUAACCGUCUCUGCUUCAUUGCAACUCACAUCUAGGUCAAGUUUUUCACCCCAACUGUUGAAUUCCAUAGUCUGCCCUCUUCUUGUAUGUAAUAUAUUUCCCUUCUAGCAGCACUUUUAUUCUUCUAAAUUCUUUUUCUUCUUUCAACUGUGAAUUCCUUGGCCACUAAUUUUGCCGUAUCCUUUGUAUAAUAUCCAGGACUAGUUUCUUAUUGAUGAGUUGAUUGAUAAUUACGUUGGAAAUA